CCCAGCGGAGCCCAGACGCCGAAGACCCCGCAAGAGCUGUGCCAAGAUGUGUGACGACGAGGAGACGACGGCUUUGGUGUGUGACAACGGCUCUGGGCUGGUGAAGGCCGGCUUUGCAGGCGAUGACGCUCCCAGGGCUGUCUUCCCUUCCAUCGUGGGCCGCCCGCGCCACCAGGGAGUCAUGGUGGGCAUGGGGCAAAAGGAUUCCUAUGUAGGCGAUGAAGCCCAAAGCAAGCGAGGUAUCCUGACUCUGAAGUACCCCAUUGAGCAUGGCAUCAUCACUAACUGGGAUGACAUGGAGAAGAUCUGGCACCACACCUUCUACAAUGAGCUCCGUGUGGCCCCUGAGGAGCACCCAACCCUGCUCACUGAAGCCCCCCUGAACCCCAAGGCCAAUCGUGAGAAGAUGACCCAGAUCAUGUUUGAGACCUUCAAUGUUCCUGCCAUGUACGUGGCCAUCCAAGCAGUGUUGUCCCUGUAUGCGUCUGGCCGUACCACAGGCAUUGUUCUGGACUCCGGGGAUGGUGUAACUCAUAACGUGCCCAUCUAUGAAGGUUAUGCCCUGCCCCAUGCCAUCAUGCGUCUGGACCUGGCUGGUCGGGAUCUCACUGACUACCUCAUGAAGAUCCUCACUGAGCGUGGCUACUCCUUUGUCACCACUGCUGAACGUGAAAUUGUCCGUGACAUUAAAGAGAAACUGUGUUACGUCGCCUUGGAUUUUGAGAAUGAGAUGGCUACAGCUGCCUCUUCCUCCUCUCUGGAGAAGAGCUAUGAACUGCCUGAUGGCCAGGUCAUCACUAUCGGCAAUGAGCGCUUCCGCUGCCCAGAGACGCUCUUCCAGCCCUCGUUCAUUGGUAUGGAAUCAGCUGGCAUUCAUGAAACUACUUACAACAGCAUCAUGAAGUGUGACAUUGAUAUCCGCAAGGAUCUGUAUGCCAACAAUGUCUUAUCUGGAGGCACUACCAUGUACCCUGGUAUUGCUGAUCGUAUGCAAAAAGAAAUCACUGCACUGGCUCCUAGCACCAUGAAGAUUAAGAUUAUUGCUCCCCCAGAGCGUAAAUACUCUGUGUGGAUUGGGGGUUCCAUCCUGGCCUCUCUGUCCACCUUCCAACAAAUGUGGAUUAGCAAGCAAGAGUAUGAUGAAGCGGGCCCCUCCAUUGUCCAUCGCAAAUGCUUCUAAGGUGCCUUCUCUCUUAGUCUGCCCUACAUUCAGGAUGGCGGUUAUGAUGCUUCUUUGAAUCAUACAAACCACUCUCCCUUGUCUCUCAUCAAUCAUUGUACAGUUUGUUUACACACGUGCAGUUUGUUUGUGCUUCGAAUAUUUAUUGCUUUAUAAAUAAA
Molecule: messenger RNA, 1341 nt
Organism: Jaculus jaculus (lesser Egyptian jerboa)
Lineage: Eukaryota; Metazoa; Chordata; Mammalia; Rodentia; Dipodidae
Gene: Actc1
Product: actin alpha cardiac muscle 1
Exons: 7
Coding region: 47-1180 (377 amino acids)
Biological process (GO): actin filament organization; heart contraction; actin-myosin filament sliding
Cellular component (GO): sarcomere; actin filament
Molecular function (GO): myosin binding
Source: RefSeq, a predicted model, not a curated record